This is a messenger RNA of Strongylocentrotus purpuratus (purple sea urchin), 5260 nucleotides long. Its product is annotated as monocarboxylate transporter 13. Gene Ontology annotation, biological process: transmembrane transport. The transcript is spliced from 7 exons. Lineage: Eukaryota; Metazoa; Echinodermata; Echinoidea; Camarodonta; Strongylocentrotidae. The record is from RefSeq and is a predicted model, not a curated record. Bases 690 to 2489 code for a protein of 599 amino acids. Gene Ontology annotation, molecular function: transmembrane transporter activity.
AGAGAGGAGGGUUUAUAAUUAUAUCAUAAACAAACUGCAACCAAAAAUAUGGCGAAUCAAUGUCAUCUCAGCUCAGACGUCUGGUUUGCUGGUUUACUCGCACUCUUCUUGCGCAACGCAACCAAGCAAAAACCAUUCUGAAUCUGAUUCGAUCCGGUUCUUAUUCUCCGCCUCCUGCACUCGAUCUCCAUUGUGACGUGCCUGUUGCCACGCUGUAGGCACGAACGCUGAUUGGCUGUAGUUUCCCAAGAGGGCAGACCGCAGUAUUAUUGACAUGGAUAUUCAUGAGCGAACGGAGGAGCAUGCUUACUUUGUUUACGCGAACAGCAGCUGAUCUGAUGAAAUACUCAGAGGAUAAAGAGACAAAAACAACAACGAUAAAUCAACAGAUGAUUGCACGGAACCAACCGGUCAUGCGCAAAAUGGUUUUCCAACUACAAAUUUCAUCAUCGCAUUGAUAAAUUAUUAUAUGCCUUGGUAUAAACUCAAAAUUAUUCUUGAACAGUUAGCUUUGAAACAGCUUACAUUGACGGACACACAUACACGCAAGCCGUAGCCACUGGCACUGACCGGUUCUAGCAUUGCUAAAGCGUUCCUGACUCACACCGUGCCUCAACACAGAUUCGUUUUCAGAGAGCAUCAUUUCUUAGCAUCUCGUUGUUGAUUUGGAAGAAAGAGUCGACCAAGUCAUGUCUCCCCAGCCGAAUGGUAAUUCGCUCUACGAUGCCUGCACUCCCGUCAGUGGACAGCUGGUCUCCUGGAAGGAUGACCCUUCUCCAGCCGUCUUUGAGGCGAAUCCCAUGGGCACCUCUGCCUUGACUGAGUCAGCCAGUCAGGACGUGAAGGCAGCAGGGACGCGUGGUGGCUCCAAGAAGGGCGCCCUCAAGGUAACCAAUCUCUUCAGGGCAUUGUGGAUAAAUCCUCGGUAUUUCCGAUGGGUAGUGACCAUUGCCACCUCUAUAGCCUUCGCAACAAUAUUGGGCUUCUUCAGCGCCUUUGGUCCGCUAUACAUGUGCCUUAGGAGAGACCUGAAUUCUUCGGCCAUUGCAACUGGUUGGGUAGCAUCCCUUGGCUGGUCCGUCGGGAUCACAUCGCCAUUCGUUAACACACUCUACCAACGGUUCGGACCUCGUAAGAUUGCCAUCCUUGCUGCUCUGUUCUGCUCUAGCGGACUCCUCAUGUCCUCCUUCGCCACGUCCAUAUGGCCACUCUUCGUGACCUUCGGUCUCGUAUUCGGCUUUGGUGUCAACCUGGUUAUCACAGGGUCGAUGAGUGUUGUCACCUCACAUUUUGACAGCAACAAUAGCGCCCUUCCGACCACCCUCCCAGGAGUUGGUUCCGCUAUUGGUACACUUAUAUACUGUCCCAUACUGGAAAUCGCCUAUGAGCACUUCGGCUGGCGAAACACGCUUCGAUUUGUCUCCGCCUUGAUCUUCGUCAUCGGCCUUACCUGUGCUAUAUGUUACAAGCGACCCGCUUCCGAGAAACGCACAACUGACGCAACCGUAUCUGCCACUGAGGACGCUUCUUUGAAGGCAUUGUUGGCCGCAUCGGUCAUCCCGUCGACCAGUGCUGCUACAGUAGCCACAGCGAACUCCCAGAAGAGGAAGAGUAUUCUGGUCAAGAUGUUCAAGGGUGAAGGACAAUUGGAAAGGGAGCGAAGGCAAAAGUCCAGACAAAAUUACAUCCUUCUCGUCAAAGAUCCUAUUCACUGGAUGUUCUGUUUGGCUACCAUGUUGUCCAAUGUGUGCAUGGUAUUCAACGUGAUAAACCUGGUCGAGUUGAUGGAUACUGCAGGAUACACGCCACAAAGGUCAGCCACAUUCAUGUCUAUUUUGAGCUUCGUGGAGACGGGCUUUCGGCUUGUUACGGGAAUCUUCGGUGAUCGGCUGCCAUGCGCUCGGACUCUUCUUUUCCCCGUCAUGUGUAUCAUCUGCGCAUGCGCCACUUUUUCCCUGACGCUCAGCACGAGUACUGCGGUCAUCAUAAUUUACGUCUGUGUUGCCGGGAUGGGACGUGCGGUCAACUAUUCUAUCAUCUUCUCGGCAUCUAUCGAGACUUUUGGUCACUCCGUCCACCAAGAGUCUUUCUCCAUGCUGUUGGUAUCGUACGGUGUCGGCUGCCUCCUCGCCGCCAUCAUACCAGGUCUCAGCUUUGAUCUGACCGGGUCGUACACAUCGGCCAACUACUGCGGGGCCGUCCUGUGGCUGAUCGCAGCUGGACUUUAUCUCGCCAUCUACUGUCUCAAGAACCGCAAGAACCGUCUGCGCAUGGACCGCUACUCGGCCGUGCGUCGACGCUCCAGCGACAAGAACGCGUCAAUGUUGAAGGUCGAAACGUGUACACCGCUCACCGUCGCGCACGCAUUGACGGAGAAGGGAGUCGAUUUAGAGGGCGCGCUUGAAGUUCUCAAAGCCGACGUCAGAGACUCGGCGGUGGUCGUUGCUCAAGAGUAUACGGUUGUUGUCGACAAGGUUUCUACUGUGUGAAAGGUUACACCUUUUUUUAACCAGUUCAUGAUUUGGAUUGAGGCAAAUUUCCCUGACCUUAUGCGGAGGUCUAUGCGUUUGUUUUGGCAGCUACCUUGUCCAUAAGAGAUGAAGCAUACAGACUAGAAUCGACGUAGUAAGAAAGGAAGACAAAUGUCCUCAAGUUAUGUCAAAAAUUUGGUGAGGAAAGUAUGUAUCAGAUUGGGAGGAGGGAGAUACACAGAUUGACAUGAAAAAGACAAAAACACUCUCGAUGAAAAAAUAAGUAAGUGAUUAAAGGUGAGAUGUCGCUCUUCAGUCUGCUGUUAUAUGCCUCUCUCUCCAGCUCUGAUGAUGAGUGGAUAAUUCCUAAUUUUAUACGAUGAAAAAUUGGUGACUUUAAACGCGACAGUCAAGACCUGAAGAUGAUGAUGAAUAACUGCUUUUAAACAAGAAAUGUUUGCCUUUUAUGAUCUCUGCUUCAGUUGAUAUGAUGAGAGGGUGAAGGGUAUAAAAGGCGACUUAGUAUUAAUUUCGGACCAACAUUUUAUUUAAAAUUAGUGUAUCUCGCGAUGAAAUAGGCAUAUUUGCGGUACGAAUUGAGGUGGAGAAGGUGCAUUCAUUGUAUGCAGGUAAGCCUGAAGUAUAUGCCUGGAGUAAUGUAUCUGUAUAAAGGGCUUAGACUCGUCGAGUGUGUAUUAGGUGCUAUAUAGUUUCAUAAUAAUAUUAUUGAUAUACUUUGUGUGUUUCUUUCAAUGCAUUAUACACAAACAAUGCAAUCAUCGAAAAGGGAUUAUUUAAGAAAAAUAGUAAAGGGUUAAUAAAACAGGGUGUUAUCAGGAAAACGAAAUGCUAGAGCAUUAUGUUGCUGUAUACUGCCGAAUAUGUAAGCGUAGAGCCAUCGGGUUCGUCAAGUUUUUUUUUAAUAAUUAUGUAUGUAUGCUGUUUUUGAAGUGCCUUUUGUGAAAGGACUUGUAUGUGUAUGUGUAUUUAUUAUGGUGUGUUGUAGUUGAUGAUGCGUUCACUCUAUUUAAAGCAACCAGUUAAUGCCUCAUGGUUUGUAUGAAGGUUGUCAUUUUUAGUAUUCUUUGUAGAGAAUGUUGAGAAUUGUUACUAAAAUCGCCAUUUUUUGUUGUGUAUGCUCAAACGAAAAAGCCUCUAUUUGUGUGAUAUGAUAAACACAUUGGUUUACUCAUCAUAUGACAUGGUUGUGUUCAUACUGCAAAGUGCGUUUACAUGAAACAUUAUUCAGAUGCCUUAUUGUUUAAAUAUUAGCCAUCAUUUCUAGUGUUUGCAACUUCAUGGAUCUCGAGAAUAUUGCUUUAAAACGGAGAGGCCUCUAUUUAUGAGAUGUUUGUAAUGCUGAAUGUGGGUGUGUAUUUAUUAGGACGCGAUUGAUGCGAUGGUUGUAUUAUGUAGUUUAGAGGUCGUUUAUAUGAAGAAGAAAAAAUAUAUAAAAUACAAUCACAAAGACUUUCAAGAAAUCAAGUUAAGAACAAUGUUAAUACCCUAUUAUAUCGCCUUUAGAAAUGAUUAUGUAAUAUGCCAAGGUACUGUUCACACAUUUCGAAAAGUGCAAUUGCCUUGGUUUGAUUUUUGAAAGUCUUUGUGAUCAUGUUAAAUGUACUUUGUACCUAUAUACUUUAACUUGACGAUCCAGGGAAAUGUUUUAAUUGACCUUUUGCCUCCAUGUAGUCCGUAUAACAAUCCAGAUUAUGCAGCUAAAAUUCUUUCAUGAUUUCAGUGUGUUAUUGUAUAAACGUUAUUGCUUUCACUGUUUUGACGUUGCGCUCGAUAGUUUGUUGCAUCUCUUAAAAUGAACCAUUUGUAUUUACCGAAAACUGUGCCCACAUUAAAGAAAAUUUUAGUGUGUAUAUAGGUAAGUUAAGUUUGGAUUGCGGUAUGUUUCCAUUGUUUUUAUUUUAUGAUAUAAGAUGCUCUCAUCCCAAUUAUCUAGUUGUGUUUAUAUAAUCUAAAUAUCAUAUAUGUUUGUCUUAUGAUGACAGCAAUAUUGCUUCCAUUGUUUUGAUAGUAUUGUAUACCCACUAUCAAAUAAUUGAAUUAAUGUAUACUUGUUAUACACAUGUAAUUAUCGUUUAUUUCGAGAAGGGUGUUAACUCAUACUUUACAGAGUUAACUCCCUUCUGAUACCAAGCUCAUCGUGUAUAAAUAUCAGUACGAGUAUGUAUUUGUUACAUAUGUCAAAACUACCUGUAGACUAGAAAGCGGGUCAUAUGUUUUCUUAGACUUCAAGAAACAAUGUAAUUACCAACGUUAAAUGGAUAAUAUUUGUGCAGGAAAAUAUUAUUGUAAUCAAAUGUGGUGAUGAUGAUUUACUUCAUGUGACUUUGUUUCAGGGUAAACCUAUCACGCUGAAGUAUGAAAACGAAAUGAAGAGAGAGAGAGAGAGAGAGAGAGAGAGAGAGAGAGAGAAAGAGAGAGAGAGAGAGAGAGAUCCGAGAGAAGGAGAACAGAGAAGUACUACAUCCGUUAGCUCCAUUCAUGUUAUUUGUCCUUUUUAAAGCUGUCUAAAUGGUAGUAUAGUGUAUGUAUCUUUUGAAAUGUAAAUGCCCAUGCAUUCCGAUAAAACGUUAUAACAUAAGUCUUGCCUUGUAACUCAUGCACAGAAAUAGAGUAGGUUAUUAUAGAUUCAUUUGCUCGAGUAUAUAAUUACAUGUAUAUGAUAAAAGUUAUUUUUUCCGCUGUACGAACAUUUAUUGAUGGUAUACUAUGUGAUAUGAGAAUGUUUAUAUUCUUGACAAUAAAGAUGAUAAUAAUUCUCACAAAAGAGA